Cylicocyclus nassatus is the source of this 316-nucleotide messenger RNA. Lineage: Eukaryota; Metazoa; Nematoda; Chromadorea; Rhabditida; Strongylidae. The record is from the annotation of a GenBank genome assembly.
AUGUCAUCUCCGGAUAUUGAUAAUCUCAUAAAAUCUCUGACUCCAUCAAGAGCGACCCCACAAUCGGUUUACAAGCGGACAUUGUCGUUCAUCGACAACAUUAACAGAAAGCCGCCGCCUGUUCAAAUGGCUGUUGGAGGAGGAGCAGGAUUAACUCCGCAUCGUCAGCCACUUCAGCUUGCGUCGAAAUUAUACGAGAGCGCGGAAUGGUGUAUCGAGAUUAUACUCGACCUUGUGGCAUUUCGAUGCGAAAAUGUGAGAUUUCACCACUGAACAAUUUAGAUCAAAACUGUUUUUGUAUCUUUCAUGCAUAGUU